AUGUUCGCUCUUCUUCAGAAGCUGCACGAUGAGACGAUGACUCAGAGUCUCUGGCCAUUGGACCUGUACUCGGACUGCAAGAGCGGCAACCACCACAGCACGGGGGAGGAAGGGAUGUCCGACUGCGCUGAGGACGUUGACAACGACACCCUGGACAUGACGAAGGCCCCGUACGCCAUCGGGAGGAGGAGCCUGCAUCCUACCAUGUUCGCGUGA
Messenger RNA from Guillardia theta CCMP2712, 216 nucleotides. RefSeq lists its product as hypothetical. The coding region runs from base 1 to 216 and encodes 71 amino acids. The record is from RefSeq and is a predicted model, not a curated record. The transcript has 3 exons. Lineage: Eukaryota; Cryptophyceae; Pyrenomonadales; Geminigeraceae.